UUUUGGUGAAUUUACUAACUUUACAGCCAAAAAAGUAGCGUUUAAAAUUAUUUAUAUUUCUUUUGAUGCAUAGAUCUUGUUUAUUUUGUUAUAUACUAUGAGAUCUGUGAGUUUAAGUGGAUUUAGAGAAACAGUUUUGGAGAUAUUUUGACUGGAAAAGCAGACUUCGCAUCAAUCACCCGGCAUUUUAGAGGAAGUCUUUUGAAAUUGUAGCGGCAUUGUGAGUCUCAAGUCGUCCAACAUUCAACCGAUCUCGAUUUUGUCCGAUUUUAAAUCAACCAAAGGGUGCUUCAAGGCUAUAAAAACAAGACCAAAAGUUACUGGAACAUCUUAACAAUUGUGUUUGAUGUUAUUUGAUAGUUGGAUUGGCUGGAACACGCAGUUUGGGAGACUUUUUGAGCACUGGAUGACCAUACGUAGAACCAUUCCCUUGGAAAGUCAAUGCCCUUGCUAAAGAGAAAGCCGUUUACCCCUGAAAAUCCGCCAGCAGACCUCAAACCUAGUGAUGAAGUCUUCGUUUGUGUCCAUACAAAUGAAGUUUUUACAGAUUACGAGUCAUUCUUUAAACGAACAAUCCUGUGUAACAGCUUGGUUUGGAGCUGCAAAUUUACUGGCAAAAGUAACCUCACUUAUUCUGAAGCCUUGAAAUCCGAGCGUCAAGUAAUCAAACAAGGGAAUAGCUUGUCUUCUCCUUUACAACGAGCGACACUUACGCUUGUUCACAACAUCCAACGUGGUCGACUAGCUAAUUUAUGCGAUGAAGUAUUCUCAUAUCUAAAAGAUCGGUACCAAGAGGGUGAAGAUGUCGAAGUACAGCAUUCAGGAAAAAGGAGGAAAGGAAAAGUUCAGAAGGUAAUUGAACAUGAAGAACUUCCCAAUGGAGUUGAGAAGGUGACAUCACCCAAUUYCAGGAAGCAUGGUUUAAGUUCUGGAAAAGAUAAAAAAACAGAGAAAUCAACUAGUACUCCAGGAAAAAUUCGGAAAGGAAGUGAUGGUGGUGGAAAGUCCAGGAAAUCUAGUGAAAGUUCUUUAGCAUCUCCAGGAAAAUCAAAGUCAGCACCAGAGUUUCUUGAAAUACCAGACACACCUGAGAAAGGAAGCUUAGGUUCAGUAUCACCAAAGUCACCCAAAAAAUUACUUACUCCAAAACAAAAACACUUUUCUACGAACGAUAAGCAGACAAUAUCCUCACCUACUUCAAAAUYAUCUAAUGAACUUGAUGAGGAUGAUGAUGUUAUGAUCAUUGAGGACAGUAAUACUAAUAGUGAAACUAAACAAAAAGAAGAAUCACUGCUAAAKUCACCAAAAAACAAGAAUGCUGAAUUUUGGCCURAUCCCAAAACUUACAAAUAUGCUGUACAACUUUAUCAUGACAAAAGUUCCAAGAAAAAAGAUGCCAAAGAGGUUGUGAUUGUAGAUUUUAAUCACAUUUGUCGUAAGAAAGGGUCUUUUACUAGAGACAAGUUGAAAAACUUUUUGAAAUUGUCRUGUGAACGCAGCAGUCAAAACUCAGAGGGAUUCUACUAUGUUAUAGCUGAAUACAGGAAAAAGUUUGAUCUUGAAGAMCCUUCAUUUGAAAUACAACUUGAUUCUCCUCCCAAGAAAUCUAAAAAGAGAAAGUCCUCACAGCAUGACGAUGGUGGAGAAACAAGCUCAGGGAAGAAGAAAAAAGCCAAAACUGAUGGCAAAUCAAGCAAAGAUGAUACAAAGUCAAAGAAAAAGAAAAUCAAUGGAGCACAGUCAAAGAAACUUACCCAUGAACAGAAGCUGCAGCUCAUAGAAGAGGAGCGAGAGAAACGGCGCAAGGCAAUAGAAGAAGAUAAAGAGAAAAGAAAAAUUCAAAAAGAGCAAGAGAAAAUUGUCAAUCAAAAGAGACGAGAAGAGCAGAAAGAAAGAAGAAAAGUAGAAAAAGAGCAGUUAAGAGAGCAGAAAAGACAAGAAGCAAUACAAUUGAAGGAAUGGAGUCGACCCAGAGAAGAUCUUGAACUGGAUGAUCUCAAGGAUCUUCCAGAACCCCAACCUGUGCAAGUCAAGAUUGCUAAUGAGCUAUUUGGUGAUGCAGUUAUGGUGGUAGAGUUCCUGUAUGUCUUUGGAUCAUUAUUUGACAUGAAGGAUGAAUUCCCUUCCUCACUUAGYUUUUGUAAGUAUUAUUGCAUAAUUUAAUGCAAGUUAGUAUUGUAAGCCAUCAACUU
Molecule: messenger RNA, 2192 nt
Organism: Exaiptasia diaphana
Lineage: Eukaryota; Metazoa; Cnidaria; Anthozoa; Actiniaria; Aiptasiidae
Product: bromodomain adjacent to zinc finger domain protein 1A
Exons: 7
Coding region: 442-2163 (573 amino acids)
Biological process (GO): chromatin remodeling
Source: RefSeq, a predicted model, not a curated record